Molecule: messenger RNA, 3120 nt
Organism: Chionomys nivalis (European snow vole)
Lineage: Eukaryota; Metazoa; Chordata; Mammalia; Rodentia; Cricetidae
Product: C-type lectin domain family 2 member D11-like
Exons: 5
Coding region: 83-721 (212 amino acids)
Cellular component (GO): external side of plasma membrane
Source: RefSeq, a predicted model, not a curated record
CCGCCCCGAAGCAUAAACGGCAUUUCUUCCCUCUCAACGUUUUCAGUUUCUUGUAGCUGAAACUCAGCUUGUCAGCUCUGAGAUGAGUGCUGCAGAGCCUGCAGAGGCUUUUCUGGGCAUGUUCAGAACCACAGACAGACUGCAGGAAGGUGAGAACGAUAAAAAGCUCCAAGGAAAAUGUCUCAGAAUUGUCUCCCCCAUGUCUCCUGCCUGGCUUUACGGCUGCUAUGCAGUGAUUAUCGUCCUCACUGUAGCUGUGAUUGCACUUUCUGUUGCUCUGUCAUUGUCGGGAGAAAAGCCAGAACAGGUCUCAGUCAAAAAUACCUAUGCUGUUUGUCCAAGAGACUGGAUUGGUUUUGGGAGUAAAUGUUUUUAUUUUUCUGAAGACACAAGCAACUGGACAUUCAGUAAGGAAAUCUGCAUGAAACAAAAGGCUCAGCUAUCUCAAUUUGACAACAUGGAGGAACUGAAUUUCCUGAGGAGAUACAAAGGGACCUUUGACUACUGGAUCGGCCUGCACAGAGAGUCACCAAAGCACACUUGGAGGUGGAUAGAUCACACAGAGUAUAACAGCUUGGUUCCCAUCCGAGGAGUGGAAGACUAUGCCUACCUGAACAACAACGGGAUCAGCAGUGCCAGGAUCUAUGCAGACAGGAGAUGGAUCUGUAGCAUGCCCAACAGCUAUAUCCUCGAAUGCCAAGUUCCUUUUGCCUCUUUCUAGUCUUUGUCAAGAGAUGCUUUGCAACCUAAUAUCUACAGUUGCUGCUCUAUCCCCUGUUUGCCAACAGUGUUAUAAAAAAAAAUUGACUGCCAACUGGGUCACAAGAGCAUCCAGGCAUCUUGCAGCCUCCCUGAUGACAAUAGGUCUCAGAGCGCUCCUGGGACAGCAAGUAUUUGGCAAGAGGUGGUAUGUACCCUACAGGAUCAAACAUUCAGCCAAGAUUGAAAUCUUCACAUAAGCAUAGACAAGCAUGUCCAUCUAAAAAAAAAGAAUUGAGAAUAUUUCUUUACAUCCAAAUGAGAAACAUAUUGGAGAACUGCACAACCAGGGGUUUAGAAGAACAUAGAUCAGAUUGAAAUACUUGUUAGCACUCAUACCUUAAGCCAAAAGUACAGUUAAUGUUAGUGAACCCUACUUUUAUGAAAUGACGUUUUUGUUCAGAUAUCCCUCCUUUUAAAUUUAUUGCAAUUGCCCUUGGACUUUAAUAAUUCAAAAACAGUUGGACAGUGAUGAUACCCGCCUUUAACCCCAGCACUCAGGAGGCAGAGGCAGGUGGAUCUCUGAGUUUGAGACCAGCCUGGUCUAUAGAGCUGUUCUAAGAGUGAUAGGGCUGUUGCCCAGAGAAAUUCUGUGUCAUAAACCAAAACCAAAAAUCUAAAAAAAUAAAAAUAAAUAAAAAUAAAAAAGAAGAAGGAAAGAAAAGCAGCAGGGAAUAGUGUCAAAAGUCUUUAAUCCCAGCACUCAGGAGCGAUAAGCAGGUGAAUCUCUGUGAGUUUGAAGCCAGCUUGGUCUACAAAGUAAGUUCUAGGACAACCAAAACUACACUUAAGCAUCCUGUUUCAGGGGAAAAAAAAGGAAAAGAAGAGAUGAAAAGCAGAAGGGCUGGUUUUUUUAGAAAAUUACUUGUGUUUUCCGAAAAGUAAAAGCAUGUACUCCCAAAUCCAAUUCAGUUACUUAGGCAAGCAGAAUGGGUAUUUUUGAUUGGGACCUAUAAUUAAUUACACCUGUAACUCCAGGUACUUAAGGAUUGAAACAGGAGGGUCACAGAUUCACACGUGGGAUCUGAAAGUAUGAGAAUACUAAUGAUAAGGAAGAUGAGAAUCCAUUUGACCAUCCUGUAAUUUGGGGACACACACUAAAUAUUCUUUUCAAAAGUCGUUCCAACAUGCUGAAGAAUUAAAAAAGUAUUUAACACUAAGAUUUACUUCAUACUUUCCAAUUUAAAACAUUAAGGACAUUGUCAAAUUGUUUCUCUAUUUUAGUUUUCAAUGUUUCUGUUUCCAAUUAUUCUCUUCUAAGUACGUCUUAAAAACAAAUGCCAUAUUGUUUAAUGGUUUGCUUGGAUUUAUUUCACAUCAAAGGGGAGUUACACUCCUCAGGCAUUCAAGACUUAAUCUCUCAGUAGUGUGUGUACUAUUGGCUCCUAAAAUCAAGGUAUUUAAAAUCUUUGUAGAGCAGCUACACUGUACUGAUGAGUCCCAAAAAGGACGAAAUAGCAGGUUGCGAAGUAUCUCUUGAACUCUUCAUCUCCUCCUUUCCUCCUUGUUCUAUUCAAAAAAUACUUUUAUAUCUACUUCCUUUUGUAUCUAUUACUUGUGCUUAAGGAUAUAUAUAUAUCCAUAUAUAUAUACUGUCUGGACUGACACAGCUCAGAAGGAAUGAGCUCUCCGGAACUGAACUGAUAAAUGUGCACCACCUGAGCUGGCAGAGAUCAGAAGGCAUCAUCACCCUGAAACUGGACAUGUAAACUCAUGUUGGUUUUGGGAAUGGAUCAAUAGGGACAGCACAGACAAUGAUGGGUAAUGUCAUUCCCUGGACUGGUGGAACUGGGUUCUGUAAAAAAAAGUAGUCUAAGCAAUCCAGGGGGGAGCAAGACAAUAAAAAGCAUUCCUCUGUGCCUUUGCAUCAGUUCCUGCCUUCAGGAUCUUGCCCUGUUUCAUUUCCUAUCCUGACUUUCUUCAAUGGUGGACUAUAAUGAGGAAGUACAAGCCAAAUAAAUCCUUUCCUCCCCAAUUUGCUUUUUGUCAUUGUGUUUUGUUGCAGCAAUAGAAGCACUAUCAAAAGUCCUUUGGGUAAAUCUCCAGAGUGGCAGAGCUGGUCCAUGUAGUAGCUCUAUUUCUAGCUUAUCCAGGAAACUCCACAUGGAUUUUCAUUGUAACUACACCAGAUUUCAAUUCACCAUCAGUGUCAUUUAUUGUCUUUUGAGAUUAGCCAUUUUACCUAGGAUGAGAUGAGAAACUUCAAAGUAGUUUUAAUUUCCAUUUACUAAGUAUGUAAAAUAUUUUUUAGAAAUGUUCCUCAGCUAUUUGUAUUUUAUCUUUAAAGUACCUAGAUAAAGGUUGUUUGUUCUUUGGUAUUUAAUUUUUUGAAUUCUUAUAAUAAAAUAUGUGGUCAAUGAA